AUGCGUGAUCAGUCGCAGGUGGUUGGUCUCCAGCAGCCUGCGGUUGAUGGAUUCCCACUUGCCAAUGGACCCUGGGUGCCCAAGAAUAUGGCCGGUCCCAGUUUGCGAACGCAAAGAUGGUCCAAUCCCACUUUUAGGGGUUUUGCUUUGGGCGAGAUGCAGGUCCCACCUUGUCGGGACGACGUCAUCAGCGCACGCUGGCUCGGUCUGGCAUCGCUGUACCACAAGGAACCGCGCAGGCUAGACACGUCACUGUUAGGUGCCGAGGGGCUGGCCAUGUACCUCUGCACACAAAAUAACGCACCGCGUGACCUCAACGUCCCCAGGGGACUAUGA
Molecule: messenger RNA, 336 nt
Organism: Clonostachys byssicola
Lineage: Eukaryota; Fungi; Ascomycota; Sordariomycetes; Hypocreales; Bionectriaceae
Source: the annotation of a GenBank genome assembly